Messenger RNA from Anguilla rostrata (American eel), 9366 nucleotides. It is a transcript of the gene arhgap32a, whose product is annotated as Rho GTPase activating protein 32a. The record is from RefSeq and is a predicted model, not a curated record. Gene Ontology annotation, cellular component: Golgi apparatus; nucleoplasm; fibrillar center. Gene Ontology annotation, biological process: small GTPase-mediated signal transduction. Gene Ontology annotation, molecular function: phosphatidylinositol binding; protein binding; GTPase activator activity. NCBI's taxonomy places the organism in Eukaryota, Metazoa, Chordata, Actinopteri, Anguilliformes, Anguillidae.
CUUCAUACGUGAAAGAAAACUACAUUAUCCCUCCCUACGGCGCGUACUCGGUGAACCUCUGCGCGCACAUUCUGGCGGGCGCAGAGCAGGAGGUCCGCAUGGAUAUCACGGCUCAGGCACUGAUUUCGUGGAUGCAGCUACAUUUUCUCACUGUUCGUAUAACAAAUGAAUAGAUGAAAGCGCGCACGCAGUGGACUUAAAGAGAUCGUUCUGCAUUACCCACGUGUUAGGCUACUCUUGUUUGUAGAGCAAACUGUGUUCUUACAGUUGAUAGUGCCAAUGUGCAUUGACAGGAUUUGGAUGCUAGUGUAACUGAAAUUUGUUACAUAUCAUUGGCAGAAUCUGAAGUGUUUGCCUUUUUUUGGGAGAAUGCAUUUUCCCAGCCACUACUGACAAGUGUCCACUUUGCCCCAUGAGUAUCUUGUGGACGAAUUCGUUUGUAUUAUGAUGCGGGUUUACGGAGGCGGGGGAAGUGGCUUUGCUGUUGCAGUUGUGGAAGACCACGAGAUAAAGCAGUGAAAAGCGGGAGAAAUCUCCGGAAAACUUCAUACAGUUACAGGCAGUUCCUGCAGUGAGUCAGUAGUAUGGAGCCAGGCAGCGGGCCUGCUGCGGCUGGUGCUGCGUCUGCUGCUGCUGCUGCUGCCGUAGCUGCGGGGUCUGCUGCUCCUGCUGCGUCCGCGUCGGAGGACAGUGCAGCUCUGGGGCUCCUGCUGCUCGGAGCCACCGGGAGCCAUGACGCCCUUGACAGGAGUCUGAGGUCCUGCCUGCUCCUGGAGGAGGACGACGUGGUGCCCGAGCUGCCCCGGAGCAUCCACCCUCGUGAGCGUCCCGACUGGGAGGAGACCAUCAGCGCCAUGGCAAGGAGCGCGGAGAUUCCGGAGCUGACCGCCGACCCCCCGCUCCGAUCCUGCGGCAGCACCGCCAGCAUGAAGGUCAAGAAUGUCAAAAAGCUGUCCUUCACGAAGGGCCAUUUCCCCAAACUGGCCGAGUGCGCCCACUUCCACUACGAAAACGUCGACUUUGGAACCGUACAGUUGGCUCUAGCAGAGGAACAGAAUGAAGUGUCAAGGAAUGGCCAGGAGUUGAAAGAGCUGGUGUACCUGGUCCAGAUCUGCUGUCAGGGCCGAAGCUGGAUCGUAAGGCGCAGCUAUGAGGACUUCCGCGUCCUGGACAAGCACCUCCACCUGUGCAUCUACGACCGGCGCUUCUCCCAGCUCGACGAGCUGCCUCGAUUCGACAGCCUGAAGGAGGAACCCGAGGCAGUGUCCCAGAUGCUGAUGGCCUACCUUUCCCGCCUCUCAGCCAUCGCUGACAACAAGAUAAACUGCGGCCCUGUGCUCACAUGGAUGGAGAUUGAUAACAAGGGGAACCACCUGCUGGUUCACGAGGAGUCGUCCAUCAACGUGCCUGCCAUCGCCGCCGCCCAUGUGAUCAAGCGCUACAUCGCCCAGGCUUCUGACGAGCUGUCCUUCGAGGUGGGGGACAUCGUCUCUGUCAUCGACAUGCCUCCUAAAGAGGACACCACGUGGUGGCGGGGAAAGCAUGGUUUUCAGGUCGGCUUCUUUCCUAGCGAGUGCGUGGAGUUGAUUAACGACAAGGUCCCGCAGUCCGUCACCAACUGCGUGCCGAAGCCAGCCUCCCCCAGCCCUGGACUGCGGCCCACCUCCUGGAACUUCUUCCCACCCUAUUUGGAGAUGGACAGUGUAAAGCAGGAUAAUGCAUGGGCUCCCAGCCCCCUGAACCGCUACAGACUGAGUUCAGUGUCUAAAAAGCACGGGAAGCUGAUCACGUUCCUGCGCACCUUCAUGAAGUCGCGACCGUCCAAGCAGAAGCUGAAGCAGCGGGGCAUCCUCAGGGAGCGGGUGUUUGGCUGUGACCUGGGCGAGCACCUCCUCAACUCGGGCCACGAUGUCCCCCAGGUCCUCAGGAGCUGCACUGAGUUCAUCGAGAAGCACGGGGUGGUGGAUGGAAUAUACCGCCUGUCAGGAAUCGCCUCCAACAUCCAGAAGCUGCGGCACGAGUUCGACUCAGAGCAGAUUCCCGAUCUGACCAAGGACGUGUACAUCCAGGACAUCCACUGCGUGGGGUCGCUGUGCAAGCUGUACUUCCGCGAGCUGCCCAACCCGCUGCUCACUUACCAGCUCUACGAGAAGUUCUCCGAGGCGGUGUCCGCUGCCACCGACGAGGAGAGGCUCGUCAAAAUCCAUGAUGUCAUCCAGCAGCUGCCUCCGCCGCAUUACAGGACUCUUGAGUUUCUCAUGAGGCACCUGUCCCAUCUGGCGACCUUCAGCUACGUCACCAACAUGCACAGCAAAAACCUGGCGAUCGUCUGGGCCCCCAACCUUCUCAGGUCCAGGCAGAUCGAGUCGGCCUGUUUCAGCGGCACGGCGGCCUUCAUGGAGGUGCGCAUCCAGUCGGUGGUGGUGGAGUUCAUCCUCAACCACGUGGACGUGCUCUUCAGCCCCAAGCUCAGCCUGCUGAUCCGGGAGGGGACAGGUCACGGCUCGCUGUCUCGACCCAAAUCCCUUCUGGUGUCCUCCCCCUCCACCAAGCUGCUGAGCCUGGAGGAGGCCCAGGCUCGGACCCAGGCCCAGAUCAACUCCCCCGUCACCGCCGACAGCAAGUACAUCGAGGUGGGGGAGGGGCCGGCCGCCCUCCAGGGCAAGUUCCACACCAUCAUCGAGUUCCCUACUGAGAGAAAGCGCCCCCCCAGUAAGACGAAGAAAUCCCCGGUGGGCAGCUGGCGCUCCUUCUUCAGUCUGGGCAAGUCUUCCUCCAUGGCCAAACGCAAGCUGCAGCACAGCCCCACAGAACACAACGAUCUGAAGAGCAUGGCGCUUGCUGGAGGCAGGGGGGGAGAUUCGGGGACACUACGAUCUGCCAAGAGUGAGGAAUCCCUCAGCUCUUUACACAAUGUGGAAGGCGAGGUGAAGAUGCCCCGCCCCCGCCGGCCGCGCUCCAGCAGCGACGCCCUCUCCGCCUCCUUCAACGGGGAGCUGCUGGACGGGCGGCAGCUGUGCAGCUCGUGCGACGCCCUGCCGCGCGCGGACAGCGACGGCGACGAGGGCCCGCUGCGGGUGCCCGCCCUCAUCUCGCCCCCCUGCUCGGCCGAGGACGUGGACCUCAGCCCCCCCGACAUGGGCAUGGCCUCGCUGGACUUCGACCCCAUGUCCUUCCAGUGCAGCCUGCCGCCCUGCGAGCCCGAGGCCGGGGGGGAGGGGGCGGCGGCCAGCCCCCGCCGGAGCGGCUCGGAGACGCCCCCCCGCGGCCCCGCCCUCUCCCCCGAACCCAGCCCCGCCCCGCGGCGCCCCUCCCCCGACGCCGUCGCCGAGGGAACGCCGCCGGCCCCCUCCCCUGACACGCGCCGGGGUACCCCCGAGUCCCCGCCCCCGAGCGUGCCGGAGCCCGUUUUGGAGAAAGAGGUCCCUGCGGACUCGCCCCACCCUGCCCCGCUCUCCCCCGUCGCCCGUGCCGUCUCUGACCCGCUGCCGAGUGGGGCGUCUGAGCAUGUCUGUGCUGUUGCCAUGGAGAUGAGCGCAACGUCCGUCUCUGACAUCACUGAACCCGCCCCCAACCAUCCAGGAGCCGUAGCUGUGGAGACCCGGCGAGAGGGCCCCCCCGUCAGCGCCGCGUCCCUGCUCCCGCCUCCCCCCCCUCCGAAGAAGGCCGCCCGCAUGCUGGCCCUGGCCCUGGCGGAGUCCGCCCAGCACGCCACGGAGCUGUCUCAGAGACGGGCAUCGGGCCCGCCCACUCCCUCCUCCCCGCUGCCCCCGCAGAGCCCGCCGGACCGGCCCCCCCAGCCCCAGACCGCCCCCUCCACCGCCCCGUCUCCGCCGGCAACCACCCCCGCCCCCGCCGAUGGCCAGGAGACAGCGGGCGGGCCGUCGCCCGACGGGAGCGACUGCGCCAAGUCACCGGCCGCGCCGAGCGCCAACGCCGAUGCCAACGUCGCCGCCAGCCGGGGCAACGAUAGCAGCCUCUGCAGCGCUGCCCUCCGCUCGGCACACGCCAGCCAGCACACCAGCCCCCCCACACAACAUGCCAGCCCGCCCGCACAACAGCCAGCCCCCACACAACAUGCCAGCCCGCCCCACAACAUGCCACCCCCCGCACAGCAUGCCAGCCCCCCCGCACAAAUAUCACCCCCCCGCGGGAGCCCUGAGAGAUCACAGCUGCCCGUUAGCCUCCCCUCACCUGUCAAUCAUGCCAGGGAGGGCGGGGCUACACCACAGCAGCAUCCAGAGACGCAGGCCAGCGGCGGUGCCCCGUCUCCAACCGCGCCCAAACCCGCCGAGACGCCGGUCACCGCGGAAACCGCCCAGCCCCGCGCGGCCCCCGUUGCGCCCGCGCCCCUCCGCCCGGCCGAGAAGCCACGGGAGGCUCCGCCCCGCCCCGAGCCCGUGGCCCCGCCCCCCGCCUACAGCGCCACGCCCCCCGCCCCGCCCGCGCGGUCGGCGGAGAGCAGGCUGGCGGCCGCCGCGUUCUCCGGCGCGGAAGCCGCCAACGCCUCCAACUUCCACGCCAUCCUGGCGGAGGCGGCGGUGCCGGCCUCGGUGGCGGAGCUCCUCCCACAGCCGGCCCCGCCCCCGCGGAAGUCCUCCGCCCACCAGCCGGCCUACCUGUACUACCCUAAGGCCGAGGGGCCGGCGGAGCCCCCGCCUCCGGAGGCCUACUACCACCCGCGGGCCGUCCCGGCGGGGCCGCCCUACCACUACCGGCCGGAGAGCGUGCCCCCGCACGUGUCCUGGGCCUCCAAAUCCGAGCCGCAGGUGCUGUACGCCCCCUGCGCCGACGGGCGCUACGCUACCCUGGGGCCCAGGUCCUUCCACCAGUCCUUCAAGUCCCAGGGCCCUCCCAGGGGGGAGUACCCCCCCGGCAGGCACCCCAGGCCGGGGUACGGCGUCCCGGACGGGGGCCUGGCGUACCCCGCCAUCCGCAGGGUCCAGUCCCUCCACGCCGCGCCCAGCGGCCCCCGCACGCCGCCCCUCCCCCUCCCGGAGGACGAGCCGCCGUACUACCAGCGCCCGGCCUACCACUACAAGGCGGUCUACCGGCCCGCGCCGCCGCCGCCGCCGUCGCCUCAGGGGGACUACCACGUGACCCAGCUGCAGCCAUAUUUCGAGAACGGGCGCGUGCAGUACCGGUACAGCCCCUACUCCGGGGCCCUCCCGCCGGACGGGGCCUGCUACGAGUCGGAGGCGUACGGCACCGUCCGGCUACGCCACGGACACCCCGCCUCCGCCCGCGGCCCGCACCAUCCGCCGUUCCCGCCGCACCCGGCCCGGGCGGGGGGCAAGGCCCCGGGGUACCUGUACCUGUCCCGCCACGCGCUGCCCCUGGGCAAGGAGCACAGCUUCGUCAGCCGGGACAUGCCCCCGUCGGGCGGGGCCAGGGGCGGGGCCUACCCGGCCUGGGACCCCCAGGAGUCAGAGAGGCUCUACAUGCACUCCCUGCGGCGGGAGAGCCGGGCCAGGCAGAAGGUCAAGGGUCACGGGCCGCCCCCGUACGACAACGUGCCUAUCCUGGAGGCGGGGCUCCCCGAAAUCCGCCACCUGCGCAGCAAGUCGGACCCUGGGAAGGCCGUGCUGAUGGCCGCGGUCCACCACCACCACCCCCGGCACCCCCCUUUGGACCCGGACGCGCCGGUCUACGCGGAUCAGGACAGGCGCUACCAUGGCAACGGUCUGGCCCACCACAGCGGCUCACGGAGCUCCCAGCAUGCACAGCACCAGGACCCCAGCCUGAAGGGCGAGCUGACGGACCACAGGCAGGGGGGCCGGCACCGGCAGGAGCCCCCCGAGUCCAGGGGCCACCCCCCGCUCUACGAGUACCCCGACUCGGACCGGCACACGGGCAGGGUGAAGGACGACCCCCAGGUCCCCCUGAAAGCAGCCGCAGCCCCCAAAUCUGAGCGAUCGCAGUGUGCGAGGGAGCGACACCACUACCACCACCAGCCACCAGAGGGCGCCGAGUGGGACCCCCGGGUAAACCACGCCCCCCAGCCCCACGGGAAGCGGGCUGCGUCUCAUUACGACAACCUGGACGACUAUCACCCCGCCCCUCAGCAACCCGUCCCCCACAGCCGAGGAGGGGCGGGGCACUUUCCCGGCAGCGGGUUCACGCCCUCUCACGGUAACAGGACCUUCUCCACGGCCCUUGGACAGGGGGCCUUCCUGCCAGCAGAGCUGCCCCUCCAGAGGCCCGAGACAGAGGUGCGUGCCGAGUGACGGGCUCGAGCGGAUGUCCCCAAAUAAAAAACAAAAAAAACAAUCCAAUUCAGCAGCCUCUGCGGGACGGUGGACUGCCUCCUGAAUGCAUUUUAUUUUUACCUCCCUGUUUUUUUUAAUGAAACCGUCAACAAAAAAAGAAAAAAAAAAACUUUUUAACUGAAGUGAAUGUACCGUAACCUUGAAUAUUACACACAUGUGACUUAGCCAAAGGCAGGGGUGAUCAGAAGUACAUUUACUGCUAAAUAUCAAACAAAGAAGCAAAAUCUCUCUCUCUAGUACAUACACACACAUAGAUUAUAUAUAUAUAUAAACUACUGGCAAAAGGGGGAUUUACAUUUAAAGUUAUAGUUGUAUUUUAUUUGGAAGGAAUGAGGGAGUGUUGGGGGUUUAUAGGAGGCAAAUGCUUGCAUUUUAGAAAUGCAUGUCCAGUUAGAGAACAGUUCUCUGUGCUGUCGGGUGUCUGGGGGGUUGGGGGGAGCGGGGGAGCUCAGUGUAUGCACAGACUUAAGCUUUUCCCAUUUGGGCUGUCUCUCAGAGCGGUGUGAGCGGUUCGUCUUAAAGACGGAAUAUUCAGGUGUGACUUCAUUUUCUUCUUCAGUUUCUCAGCCAUAACGCGCACUUUUUGCACCUAGAUUUAUCCGUACGCCCACCUGCACGCUUGAAACGCUCCUUUGUUUUCUGUGUCGUGCUGGGGAAUGUCGAAUUUGAAGUUUGAGUGCCUUUGGUAAAGUUUGUGCUUCCGUCACACGUGAAAGCAGCACCGAAAGACAGGAACUGUCCUCAUCGCCAACACUGUCCCCUUUUUGGAAUCAUAUGAAGGGAUGACACAUUACAUGUAGCAUCUUUUCAUUCCACUGUCAGUGCCACUGAACUAAUUAACAAUGUCAAUCGAGUGCUUUUGCCCAUAGUAGUGACAUUUAAUGCUUGAGAGUUCAGUUUUCACUACACUGACAUAAAGAAGCAUGUAUACUAGACUGCACUGCUUAUCAAAAAAUAGAUAUUCGAGAUUUUAGCUGCAAUUACAUUUUAAAUUGAAAAAAAAUCUUGAUUUGGUAUUCAGGCUUCAUAAUGUUUAGUAUUAGAAAUGUCACUGCUUCUGAAUUCCAGUGUCAUCAUCUACCAUUUCUGUUCAUUUAAAUAGUCUGCACCCUCCCAUUUCUCUAAUACAGUACUGUACGAAGAAGACAAGCCAUUAAGGUUCCCUGGCUGACAGGCCAGAAAGUCAGGUUUUGAAAUCAAAGUUUUCUUUUUUAAAAUAGUCUGUUACCCUGGGGUUAAGAAAUACUCCUGUAAACCUGGUCUUUUGAUGGCUGAAAGUAAAAAGAGACCAACUUUAAAAAAUAAUAAUAAUUGGGUUAUGGAACUGGAAGGCGAAUUGGCAGGUACUCAAUUAUUUAGCAUUACAUGAAUUAAAUGAUCAAUUCUUACUUUGAUUAUACUGCAUAACUUCUCUGAUUUUUCCAGUUUGUACUGCUGUGCAUAUCUAUGCCUUUUUGAGUGAAGGUGUGUGGGAAUUUAGCACUUGGUGGCGUUGCCGUUCUCACAAAAAAAUAUUAUUUUUUAAAUCACACUUUUAAAAAUGCAUUCCUCACUACGCACAGCCCCCAUUCACUCCUGUGACCCGGUAGGUUCAGAUGCUCAAUGUGGCCAUGCUGGGGAAUGGUACAUUUACCCUGUUUUACAAAUGAUUCACUCUUUUAUGGAGCCAACUGAGUUUGUUCCCCCAACCCAUAAAAGGUUCUGAAUGUGAGAAAUAAUUCCUGCGUAUGUGUGCCAAAAAAAUCUCAUCUCAAAAACAGAAGAGUAUAAAAUUUUUCUGUGGUACGUUGUACGUUUAAAGUUUUCAUUCAUGUUUUAUUUAUGUUGUUGGAAGUAAACUGGAUGUUCUCUUAAUAAUAUUUUCAGACGUGUCUUCAGUUUCAGUGUGCUUCUUGCAAAUGAAACAGCACUUUUGGGCUGUUUGGACUGCCUUUUCCAUAUGUUGGCGUGCGAAUGUAAUUCAUUUCAGAGUGGAGAGGUUCUCAAGUAUGUCAAUAUUCUGUGCUAUGUAUGAGUCAUGGUUUUGUGAGGAAAGGCAUCUUAAAGUGGAAAUAAAAUUAUUUACAUGAAAUGUACCAGAUUUAAUUACAGUAUUUUUAUAAUCUAUACAACUGUUUUAAUUAUAGUCAUAUUGAUUAACUAUAUUGACAGCAAAACAUGCAUUUCUUUAAGACAGUAGUACAUAGAGGUGAAUACGAUUCUGAAAUAAUCAGAAAUGUAUUUAUAAUUGUUGAUUCGUUAUCAAUUUGAUUUUUUUCACACAGGGGCGUAAAUCAUAAAUUAAGACCCUGGAUUAUGCAGUUUUGUUGAACCGUAGUAUAUAAGGUAUUAGUACACCAUUCAUGCUUUCAAAAUGCUAAUAUCCCAACUAAUUGCCAAACGGUAGUAUUUUGAUAAAAUGCGCAAAUGCUUUCAUUUGACCUCACCGAAAAGGUUGUGGUGUUCUUGGUAUGGCUGUUAAACUAGCUGGUGUGUACGCAGCAGCGCUACAACCACACACAACACUGCUCCAGGUGUGGCACGGGUAAUGUUGGGGUGUUGCCACCGUUGAUUCAAUGGUACGCUAAGACUUUGGAAGUAAUCUCUGUCGUUUGGAAGCUCCAAAAGAAACGCUGCGGGCUGAGGAGAAAGUGGUACACAGCGCUGACCGGGGUCAGUUACGGUAGAGAUGCCGAUGUGGAAAGCUGCCUUUGUUUGAAGCGCUAAAUUGACACGGUGAGCGCUCUGUUGCUCUUAUUUCCCGUCUGGUUGAAGGAAGAGCACUGCAUCGUGUAGCAGGGAGGGAAAUUUCAGGACUUUCACACCCCCGGAGGUAUAUAUACGUAAUGCUGACUGGUACCGGUUAUACUUUUUAAAAUAAAUAUAUUAAAAAGGUGUGUUUUUUUAUGACUAUUUUUAAAAUGGGACUGUGCAUUACCCAGACGGUGAACUGUGUAUGCAACCAGUGCAGUUAGGAAGUACUGAUAAUGGUAUUCUCUAGAACAGUGGUGUCCUUUUGUACAUUACCUGUUUAUGUGUAUAUAUGUAUAUAUACGUAUGUGUACAGUAUGUCAUACAUGCAGACUGGAUAUAAUAUUAAACAAUGUGAGUCAAAGUA